AUGGUUUUCAAAAGAAUAAAUCUUCAAAGUUGUUUAAAUUAUUUCUGUAAUUUUACUGUGAUAGAUUUACCUUAUAAGAAAAUAACUAUUAACGGUGAAAUUUAUUAUAUUGUAUCAUAUGAAGAUCAUAAUGGAAGGAAAGUGAAAUUUAAAGUAAGUAUUAAAGAGAUAAUUUGUGAUUUUAUUGGAUUCAAAUACAAUGAAAAUAAUGUAAUUGUAAAUAAAACUGAUACAUCAUUAUUAUCUAAAGAAAUUAAAUAUAAAAUUUAUGAUGAUAUAAUUAGAAGUGAUCAGGUACUUAUUGAAAAAUAUAAAAGAUUUAUGAAGUUUUAUUUGCUAAAUAUUAAUUCAAAUAACAAUUUAAAUAUUUUAUAUAAUGAAUUUCAUUUUGGUAAACCAAAAGAGUCUGAUAAUGAACAUUUAAAAAAUGAAUUUAUUGAAUUGGUUAUUUUAAGUAAUUCAUUUGAUGGAAUGUCUAAGUACUUUAGAAAUAUGAUGAAAGAAAGUAUUGAUAGUUUUGGAAUUUCAAAUUUUAUUGUGAUAUUUAUUGGAUUUAUUCAUGGUUUUAUUUUAAUAGGGUUAUUCGUUUUUAAAUUUAUACUUUAUAGAUUUUAUAAAUCUUUUAAUAGAAUUGUUGAAAGUAUGCAAUACACAAACCAUUUUCACAGUACUUUUAAAAUGAAUGAGAAUAAAAAAUCGAAUGAUUCAAAAACUUUGUUGAAUGAAAAUAAUAAAAAAUUAAAAACGAAUUCGACUAUAACUAAUAAAGAAUAUAAAUUAAAAGGCUAUGAUUUUGUUAAUGAAUUAAAAAUUAUUAGUUAA
This is a messenger RNA of Hepatospora eriocheir, 822 nucleotides long. NCBI's taxonomy places the organism in Eukaryota, Fungi, Microsporidia, Hepatosporidae. The record is from the annotation of a GenBank genome assembly.